AUGACAGAAAACAAGAAAACCUACUUGGAACUCCCUCGGAGGCGCGGAGGCUCCGCGCAGCUCCCACAUCCACCGUCCCCGGGGCUCGGCCGGGCGGGGCCGUUCGCGGGGCUGCACCAUCGCGGGCUGCUCUGCUCGGGGGUCAGCAGGCUGGAUCGGCAGCUCCAUCCAGCUCACAGAGGGAGGAGAUCGGUUCGCUGGGAGGCAAUGGAGCUGAGGAAGAGCGAGGAAUCUCUCCCAGGGCAAGCAGUGGCUCUGAUCCUGCUCCUCUGUGUGUCGAGGAUGAGAGCAGAAACCGCCCGGUACUCUGUGCCCGAAGAGGCGGAGAGAGGCUCCUUUGUGGCGAAUAUCGCUAAGGAUUUGGGACUGACCGGUGAGGAAUUCUGGGCUCGACAGGCUCGGCUCGUUCCUGAAGGAGAAAAGCAGUAUCUGCAGCUGAACCAACACACCGGGGAUUUGGUAGUGCGAGAGCAGAUGGACCGGGAGGAGCUGUGCGGGCAGAGCGAGCCCUGCCUGCUGCGUUUCGAGGUGCUGCUGGAGAGCCCACUGCAGUCCUUCCGAGCUGAGGUAAGCCUCACCGACAUAAAUGAUCAUGCUCCCGCGUUCUUAAAUAAAGAGAUAGUUUUAAAGAUCUCGGAAAGUGCAAUGCCGGAGGCUCGAUUUCUGUUGGAAAGCGCUCAGGAUCCAGAUGUGGGGAACAACAGUCUUCAGCAUUACAGUAUCAGCUCGAACGGCUAUUUCCGUAUCUACACCCGGCGGCGGAGUGACGGCAGGAGGUACGCUGAGCUGGUGUUGGACCGAGCCCUGGACCGGGAGCAGCAGGCAGAAGUGGCUUUCAGUAUCACGGCUGUGGAUGGUGGGUCUCCACCGCGCUCUGGUACAGCCUUAAUCCGCGUGGUGGUCCUGGAUAUAAAUGACAACAUCCCAGUAUUUACCCGGAGUCUGUAUAAAGUCCGACUAUUAGAAAAUACGUCCCAGGAUACCUUAGUGGUGGCGGUGUCUGCUAGCGAUUUAGACUCAGGAACGAACGGGGAAAUAGCCUAUUCCAUAGUUCAAAAUUCAGAGGAAAAUCGACAGACGUUUAAAAUAAAUCCAGAGACAGGGCAGAUUCGACUCCAAAAGCCGGUGGAUUAUGAAGAAACGAAGACCUACGAGAUAGACGUCCAGGCCACAGAUGGAGGGGGCCUGUCCGCGCACUGCAAGGUGGAGGUGCAGGUGGAGGACGUGAACGACAACGCCCCCGAGGUGAUCAUCACCUCCCUCACCAGCACCCUCUCGGAAGCCGCCCCGCCGAACACCGUGGUGGCCCUCUUCAACGUGCGGGACCGGGACUCGGGGGACAACGGCAGGACGAGCUGUGAGCUGCCGGGCGAGCAGCCCUUCAGCAUCAUGCCGCUGGGGGCCGACGCGUACGCGCUGGUGACACUGGAGGCGCUGGACCGGGAGCAGGUGGCGGGGUACAACGUGACUGUGCGGGCUCGCGACGAGGGCUCCCCCGCGCUCUCGGCGUCCAAGACGCUGCUCGUGCGGCUCUUGGACGUGAACGACAACGCGCCCACCUUCGCCCAGGCCGUUUAUACCAUGGUGCUGAGCGAAAACGAGCCCGCGGGAACGAGCCUGGGCCGCCUGAGCGCCACGGACGCCGACGCGGGAAAAAACGCAUGCGUGAGAUACGCCCUGGGCCCCCCCCACCGGGUGCCCCCGCCGGCAUCAUCCGUGUCCGUGGACGCGGAGAGCGGAAUCGUGCGGGUGCUUCACCCGCUGGACUAUGAGGAGGUGCGCGCCUUCGAGGUGGCGGUGCGCGCUGCCGACGGCGGCUCGCCGCCGCUCAGCGCCCAGGCGGUGCUGCACGUGGUGGUGCGGGACGAGAACGACAACGCGCCCGUCGUGCUGCACCCGCCCCCCGAGAGCAGCGCGGCGGCGGGCGAGCUGGUGCCGCGCUGGGCGCAGGCGGGCUACCUGGUGGCCAAGGUGGUGGCGGUGGACGCGGACGCGGGGCAGAACGCGUGGCUGUCGUACGAGCUGGCCAAGGCGACGGAGCCGGGGCUGUUCCGCGUGGGGCUGCACAGCGGCGAGGUGCACACGGCGCGGGCUGUGGCGGAGCGCGAUGCACCCCGGCAGAGGCUCGUCGUGCUGGUGCGAGACCGCGGGCAGCCUCCGCGCUCCGCCACCACCACCCUCGGCAUCGCCCUGGUGGACGGCUUCUCCGACGCCUUCCUCCACCUUUCCCACCCUCCUACGGGGACGCAGCAGCCGCAGGCGGCCGAGGAGGACCGGCUCACCACCUACCUCAUCGCCUCCCUGGGCUGCGUCUCGUCGCUCUUCCUCCUGUCAGUCAUCGCCUUUUUGGUGACCAAGCUCUGCAAGGCCCGCCUCCGGGCACGCCUUUCGCCUCCCUCUGCCCGCUGCUACGCUCAGGGCGACUUCGACAACGACGGUGUAGACGUGGCCAGCACGGGCACUCUGUCGCCGGCUUACCGCUACGAAGCGUGUUUGACCACUGGUUCGGGGACAAGCGAAUUCCAGUUCCUGAGGGCCGUCCUGCCCGUCGAGAAAAGCAGCGCUGAGGCGGGGGCAGGCAAGGACGAAGAACCGCUGUGCAGCUCGCAGCCCGCCGGCGGGAGGGAAGGCAGCCCGGGGAGCAGAGCCCCUGCUCCCGCUCAGCCGCCGCACUGGGCGGCCGGCAGGCGCGUCCACGCCUGA
Molecule: messenger RNA, 2703 nt
Organism: Gymnogyps californianus (California condor)
Lineage: Eukaryota; Metazoa; Chordata; Aves; Accipitriformes; Cathartidae
Product: protocadherin beta-16-like
Biological process (GO): homophilic cell-cell adhesion
Cellular component (GO): plasma membrane
Molecular function (GO): calcium ion binding
Source: RefSeq, a predicted model, not a curated record